AAGCUUUACUAACUUUAGCGAAGUUUAAUAUCUAAUUGAACUAGCGGUGGAUCGGCGCAGAAGUCCACACAGUCGGAUGAGCGGUCGGACGAUAAGGGCCAGAGAGUGUGAGGACUAGAAUGGUAGAAUCGAGGAGCUUCUCGAUUCUCCAUCCUUCUCAGCUUCUUAGACAUUUUUAGAGAGAGAGGGAGAGAGAAAGAGAGAGGAAUUACUGUUCUUUCAUUCUUUGUUUCAUUCAUUUAAGGCGGUUUUGGGAUUUCUUCCAUCUUACGUUCUUUGAGUUUCACUGCUUCUGUGUUUUCUUGUCGGGAAGGCUAGGAUUUGCUAUGAUUUCGUCAUGAUCUACUUUUCGUUGCGGCUAGAGUGAUUCUUUUUAACUGUUUCAGCUGGGUAGGAAGUGAUUCUGGAUAAACCCAUUUUGUAUUAUUGGUGUAAGGUUCUUGAAACUUCAUUGAAAUCUGUGAAUUCUGUUGAAACUUGCUUAGUUCUGUUGAAAGAAGGUGAAAUUUGGAACUCGUUUAUGAAAAUUAAUCUUGUGAGUGGUUGGGAGGUUUGCAUAGUCUCUUUAUUCAGGUUUGAAGAAAUGUAGUUUUUUGGAUCGUGGAGACUAUUUGGAUUGAAUAUUGUAUUGUGAUUUAGUUUGUUGAUGAGCUUUGCAGGGGAAUUGGUAGGCAGAUUGGAAUUGAGAAUUUAGAAUGUUCUUGUGUCUGAAAAUUAUUUUGGUGGGCUUGUUUUUGUCCUUUUAAGCUUCUGUUGCGGUGGAUUGGAGUUGGCAUUUCGGCUACCUUGGUUUUAAGAUUAUCGAGGUGGAGACUUAUGAGUGUUCUUGUAAUUCUUUUCUGUCUGCUUUCUUCCACUGGAUUUACCAAGUGAUGGGGUGUUUGCAUUCCAAAGGAUGCAUUGGUCAUGUGCCAGACUCGCCGAGACAAGAACCCAAAGCAAAAGGUGGAAUGAAGGCAACAGUGAUUGAAUAUGCUCAUUCUUCAGCUUCUUCAGAUGGGGAAGAUGGUGGCGAUGGAGAUCGGCUUCAUGAGCUAGGUACUAAUAGGGACUCUGAUGUGGGGAUAAAUCGGCUUUCAAGGGUUUCAUCACAAUUUCUUCCUCCUGAAGGGUCUAAGACAGUCAGAGUUCCUAUAGGAAACUAUGAGUUGCGGUAUUCUUUUCUUUCUCAAAGAGGGUUCUAUCCAGAUGCAUUGGAUAAACCAAAUCAAGAUAGCUUUUGUAUUCACACUCCAUUUGGUGCAAAUCCUGAUGAUCACUUCUUUGGUGUUUUUGAUGGACAUGGAGAGAAUGGAGCUCAGUGCUCGCAGUUUGUCAAACGGAAAUUAUGUGAAAAUUUGCUCAGGAAUAGCCGGCUUCAAGUUGAUGUCAUUGAAGCAAUCCAUGCUACUUUCUUGACAACAAAUUUACAGCUCCAUGCUGAUGUGUUGGAUGAUAGCAUGAGUGGUACCACAGCAGUAACAAUUUUGGUUCGAGGCAGAACAAUUUAUGUUGCAAAUGCAGGAGAUUCUAGGGCGGUCAUUGCAGAGAGGAGAGGCAAAGACAUUGUGGCCAUGGACCUCUCCAUUGAUCAGACUCCUUUUCGAAGUGAUGAGCUUGAGAGAGUUAAGCACUGUGGCGCAAGGGUUCUGACCUUAGAUCAGAUAGAAGGGCUGAAGAAUCCAGAUGUAAGGUGUUGGGGAACAGAAGAAGAUGAUGAUGGGGAUCCUCCUAGAUUAUGGGUGCAAAGUGGUAUGUAUCCUGGCACAGCUUUCACAAGGAGUAUUGGAGAUUCCAUUGCUGAAUCUAUUGGUGUGGUUGCUUCCCCGGAGAUUUAUGCCUUGGAGCUCACACACAACCACCCUUUUUUUGUAAUUGCUAGCGAUGGAGUGUUUGAGUUUCUAUCCAGCCAAACUGUAGUUGAUAUGGUGGCAAAAUUUAAGGAUCCUCGUGAUGCAUGCGCUGCAAUUGUUGCUGAAUCAUAUCGACUUUGGCUACAAUUCGAAACACGUACUGAUGACAUUACAAUCAUAGUUGUGCAUAUUAAUGGGCUAAAUGAAACCAAAGUUGUUCAAAAUAUACUUGAUGCACCUUCAAACCUUUUGCCUCAAGAUGUGGAACAAACAGAGUCUGAACCCCCACUUCCUGUGGCUUGGAAUUCCCAAAACCAACGUGUGAGGCACGAGCUGUCUCGGACACGGCUCAAGGAAAUUGAGAGUUCCCUAGAGAAUGUUCAUAGUUGGUUUCCUCCUUCUGUGUCACAUAGGAAAACAUGGGAAGAAGAAGCACACAUUGAGAGAGUAAUGCGUGAUCAUUUUCUUUUUAGAAGGAUUACCGAAUCCCAAUGCCACGUUUUGCUGGACUGUAUGCAAAAACUGGAAGUUAAGCCUGGGGAUGUGGUUGUUGAACAGGGUGAAGAGGGUGACUGCUUUUAUGUUGUUACAAAUGGCGAGUUUGAAGUCCUUGCUACUCAGGAAGAAGGGAUGGAGGUUGUCACCAAAGUUCUGCAUCGAUAUACAGCUGAAAAGCUGUCAUCCUUUGGCGAGCUGGCACUAAUGUACAAAAAGCCACUUCAGUCAUCUGUUCGUGCUGUGACUGCUGGAACCCUUUGGGCAUUAAAGAGGGAAGAUUUUCGAGAAAUUCUUACUUCUGAAUUUUCCAACAUAGCAUCCUUGAAGUUGCUCAGAUCUAUAGAGCCUUUUUCAAGGCUGACAAUAUUGCAGCUAAGUCGUAUUGCUGAAUCUCUCGUGGAAGUCUGUUUCUCUGAUGGGCAAAAAAUAAUUGAUAAGGAUGUGUCCCUCUCUGGCCUGUAUAUCAUUAAGAAAGGUCUUGUGAGACUAUCAUACAUUGCAGACACUUCGAAUCCUGUUGUUUCCCAUCUCUUGUCUGCUGAUUCCGACCAGAGAACUGAGAUUCAAGACAAUAAUGUACAUGUAGUGGAGUUAACAGAGGGAAGUCACUUUGGAGAAUGGACACUUUUUGGGGAAUCUGUAUGUCCUUUGUCAGCGAGUUCUGUUGGUGAGUUAGUAUGCUUGGUUAUUACAAAGGAGAAAUUUGAUUCAGCUGUUGGUUCAGUUCCAAAACUUCCUCAGGAAGAUCGGAAGACAAAAUAUUCUUUGUGUUCUUCAGAGGAAACCAUCUUAAAUAAUGAUGCUUCAACAUGCAAGAGAAUUAAUGCCUCUGAUCUGGAGUGGAAAAGAAGCAUUUACGCAGCUGAUUGCUGUGAGAUAGGACUUGUCCUUUUGAAAGGCACUGAUACUGUUCGUACCCUGAAGAGGUUUUCUAAAAAGAAAAUUAAAGAGCUUGGAAAGGAAGAACAGGUGAUGAAGGAGAAGAGAAUAUUAAUUAGUUUAAACACCUCAGCUUCUGUGCCACCUGUACUAUGUACCUGUGCUGACCACUUACAUGUUGGGAUUCUGCUCGAUUGUUGCCUUGCUUGUACUUUGUCUUCUGUUCUCACUACACCAUUGGAUGAAAAUUCAGCACGAUUUUGUGCUGCUUCUCUUGUUGUUUCUUUGGAGGAGCUACAUAAGAAUUCAGUGCUUCACAGAGGAAUUUCACCAGAUGUUGUAAUGCUCGACCAAACUGGACAUUUGCAGUUGGUAGACUUUAGAUUUGCAGAGAAUUUAGGAGGAGAAAGAACCUUCACUAUAUGUGGAAUUGCAGAUUCUUUAGCCCCAGAAAUAGUCCUAGGGAAAGGACAUGGAUUUGGUGCUGACUGGUGGGCAUUGGGAGUGCUAAUAUAUUUCUUGCUACAAGCUGAAAUGCCAUUUGGAUCAUGGAGGGAAAGUGAACUCGAGGCAUUUGCAAAAAUUUCCAAAGGACAUUUGACACUUCCCCAGACCUUCAGUAUUGAAGUGGUUGACCUCAUCACCAAGCUGCUGGAUGUCAAUGAAGCUACACGACUCGGCAGUGAUGGCCCCGACUCCGUGAAAGCUCAUUCAUGGUUUAAUGGCGUCGACUGGAAAAACAUUGUUGAUGGUACUUUUCCAGUUCCCCAGGAGAUCAUUUCUCGUAUCGAUGCAUUUUUAGAAAAUCAUGUAGAGGAAUUCAAGGAGCCUGUCUACUCUCCGUCCCAUGAAGCAGAACUCAACUCUCCAGAAUGGUUGGAAAAUUGGUAAAAAUCUUCCCCAGAUUUUUCCACCGUGUGAUUUUAACAUUUUGUAUGCACCAGACGUAUCUUGCUGUCAAGUCUCCAAGCUUUAACUGCAGCGCGAUAAAGAGAAAUCAAUCAGACAUUUAGCUUAUCGUGAGAGAUUGGCGGAUAACAUAGGAAAUAAUGAAGCAUCUGAAUGUCAGAAGUUCUAUAGAGCUUCACACAGAGAGACAGAGAGAGAGGAAAUCAUUAUAUUCAUUAUUUGUGAUGUGCUUGAUGAUGACUACAUUAAAGAAGCACGAUGCAUUUGUUCUGUGUGCUUUUCUUUUUGAAAUGUGUAGUUGCAAACAUAUUUGAUGACACAUUUAAUAGUAACUGGUGAUUGCUCCAUGUAUAUUUUCUUCUUAUACCUAUCUUUUAAAUGAAGAUUUUAGCCAUUUUUCAAGAGCAGAGUGGAUUUCAUCUCACUCAAGUUAACAUUUAUUCUGUAUUAAAUGUUAUGUCAUAUAAAAAUAUGAUGUUAGCUCGUCA
This is a messenger RNA of Dendrobium catenatum, 4606 nucleotides long. Its product is annotated as protein phosphatase 2C and cyclic nucleotide-binding/kinase domain-containing protein. Gene Ontology annotation, cellular component: cAMP-dependent protein kinase complex. The transcript has 16 exons. Gene Ontology annotation, biological process: signal transduction; peptidyl-serine phosphorylation. The coding region runs from base 873 to 4100 and encodes 1075 amino acids. The record is from RefSeq and is a predicted model, not a curated record. Gene Ontology annotation, molecular function: ATP binding; cation binding; cAMP-dependent protein kinase activity. NCBI's taxonomy places the organism in Eukaryota, Viridiplantae, Streptophyta, Magnoliopsida, Asparagales, Orchidaceae.